GACCAGGCUGGCCUGAAAAAGAGAUCCACCUGCCUCUGCUUCCCCAGUGCUGGGAUUAAAGGUGUACGCCACCACCGCCCAGCGUGAUGUUCUUAAUAGUAACUGCUAGUCAAGGCUAAUGGAGAUUUUUUUCCUUAGGAAGUAAAGGAUUGAGACAUGUCAUGUAGCACAAACUGGCCCUGAACUCCUGAUCCUUCUCCCUACUUUGCAACUGCUGGGAUUACAAACAGGUUCUACCACAUUUGGCUAGAAGUUUUCUAUUUAGGAUGUUUCUCUCUGAAUUCAUAUUGCUGAACUGCUUUGGUGUGUUGCUGAUUUUUUUUGUGUGUGUGUGGAUGUUUGACAUACUAAGAAUUAACUACCAAAAAAUGGGCUCUUGAAGCUGGAGAAAUGGCUCAGUAGGUAAAGUCCUUGCUGUGAAAUCAUGAGGACCUGGGGAUUGCUAGCCAGCCAGUCUAGCCAAACCAGCAAACUCUAGCUUUAAUAAAAGACUAUUUCAAACAAUAAGGUGGGAAGGUUAAAGAAAUUACCCAAUGUCAAUCUCAAAGUUCCACAAACACCACUAUAGUGGUUUAAAUGAGAAUGGCCCCCCCAAAGUUGGUGGAACUGUUUGGGGAAGGAUUAGGAGGUGUGGACUUUUUGGAGGAGGUAUGUCACUAGAGAUAGCCUUUGACGUUUCAAAGGCUCAUGCCAUUCCUAGUUAGCUUUCUGCCUCAGGCUUAUGGAUAAGAUGUACGCUCUCAAAUACUGCUCCAGUGCCAUGCAUGCCUGCCUGCUUGCUGCCAGAUCUCCAUCAUGAUGUUCAUAGACUCACCCUCCGAAACUGUCAUCUUUGAAAUUUAUAAAACAUGGAGAAGACUCAAGAGAAAGCUGAAAGAAUUCUUCUAGAGCCCUAUAGGUACUUACUUCAAUUACCAGGUAAACAGGUGAGAACCAAACUUUCACAGGCAUUUAAUCACUGGCUGAAAGUUCCAGAAGACAAACUACAGAUUAUCAUUGAAGUAACUGAAAUGUUGCAUAACGCCAGCCUACUCAUUGAUGAUAUUGAAGACAAUUCAAAGCUCCGACGUGGUUUUCCAGUGGCGCAUAGCAUCUAUGGAAUCCCAUCUGUCAUCAAUUCUGCCAAUUAUGUCUAUUUCCUUGGCCUGGAGAAAGUCUUAACACUUGAUCACCCAGAUGCUGUAAAGCUUUUCACACGCCAACUUUUGGAACUCCAUCAGGGACAAGGCCUAGAUAUUUACUGGAGGGACACCUACACCUGUCCCACUGAGGAAGAAUACAAAGCCAUGGUGUUGCAGAAGACAGGUGGAUUGUUUGGACUAGCAGUGGGUCUCAUGCAGUUGUUCUCUGAUUACAAAGAAGAUUUAAAGCCACUGCUUGAUACACUUGGACUCUUCUUCCAGAUUAGAGAUGAUUAUGCCAAUUUACACUCCAAAGAAUACAGUGAAAACAAAAGUUUCUGUGAAGACCUGACAGAAGGGAAGUUCUCAUUCCCCACUAUUCAUGCCAUCUGGUCAAGGCCAGAAAGCACCCAGGUACAGAAUAUCCUGCGCCAAAGAACAGAAAAUAUAGAUAUUAAAAAAUACUGUGUGCAGUACCUGGAGGAUGUAGGUUCUUUUGAAUAUACUCGAUACACUCUGAGAGAGCUUGAAGCUAAAGCCUAUAAACAAAUUGAGGCCUGUGGUGGGAACCCUGCACUAGUGGCUUUAGUGAAGCAUUUAAGUAAGAUGUUCACAGAAGAAAAUGAAUAAUAUUUGCUGAUUUUGGUUAGAUUCAAUGGCUUCUUUCAGUUGAAAAUGCGGAGUGGCUUCCUGUUUAUCUUUUCAAGUACUAGUCUCCAAAAACAGAGUAAAUGAGGAUGAUGUGGGUGAAAGUGUUUCAUUGUCAGAAUCCCUUUGCAUAAAAAUACAAACUUGAGGGCUAGAGUGAUGGCUCAGUGGUUAAGAGGCUUGCAGAGAACCCAGGUUCAAUUCCCAGUGCCCAUAUAGAAGUUCACCACCAUCUAUAACUCCAGUUCCGAUGAUCUGAUGGCCUCUUCUGACCUUUGCAGGCAGCAGGCAUGCACGUAAUACACUGACGCACAUGUAGGCAAAGCACUCAUACAAAUGAGAUAGAUUUUUUUAAUUUUUUAAAAACAAAGUUGAAAGUACCAGGAGCCACAAAAACGGGUCUUAGAAAUGUCAGACGCUGAAUGUGACCAACUCCCUACUACCACACAUGUUCUGGAUUUACAAAUAAAAAAGACAUCUUCCAAGAAA
Molecule: messenger RNA, 2258 nt
Organism: Peromyscus maniculatus bairdii (prairie deer mouse)
Lineage: Eukaryota; Metazoa; Chordata; Mammalia; Rodentia; Cricetidae
Gene: Ggps1
Product: geranylgeranyl diphosphate synthase 1
Biological process (GO): isoprenoid biosynthetic process
Molecular function (GO): prenyltransferase activity
Source: RefSeq, a predicted model, not a curated record